This is a messenger RNA of Priceomyces carsonii, 1086 nucleotides long. RefSeq lists its product as uncharacterized. The transcript has a single exon. NCBI's taxonomy places the organism in Eukaryota, Fungi, Ascomycota, Pichiomycetes, Serinales, Debaryomycetaceae. Gene Ontology annotation, molecular function: oxidoreductase activity, acting on the CH-CH group of donors, NAD or NADP as acceptor. The coding region runs from base 1 to 1086 and encodes 361 amino acids. The record is from RefSeq and is a predicted model, not a curated record.
AUGACAGAACCGUGGAAGACAACUAACGAAAUUCUCCUUAAAAAUGCGCCAACGAAGGAAGUGACUUUCGGAUGGGACAAGGAGAGUUCAACUUUUAAACUUGCUUCGAAGACAAUUGAUGUGAGUGACGUCAAAGACGGGCAGUUUAUAGCCAAGGUGAUAUACCUCUCCAAUGAUCCUACCCAAAGAGGAUGGAUGCAGAGGGGCGCGGACUCUUCAAGAAUGUACACUGCGCCUAUUGUUGAAGGUGAUGUGAUCAAGUCGGCUGGUAUAGCUGAAGUUGUCUAUUCCAAGAGUCCUGAAUUCAAAGUCGGAGACAAAUUUACUGGUUCAUUGGGAUGGCAAGAAUAUAAGAUUUGCGAUAAGAACAAUGUGUUUGCAAAGAUCGAUGAAUCAAAGAAUGUACCCCCCGCCGCUUAUCUUGGACCAUUUGGCUUGAAUGGUUUAACUGCUUAUUUUGGACUAAUUGAGGUCGGAAAGUUAAAGAAGGGCCAGACAGUUGUUAUAUCUGCAGCUUCUGGAGCAACUGGGUCUUUAUGUGUCCAAAUUGCGAAGCAUAUAAUUGGCGCGUCUAAGGUUAUUGGAUUAACCAGCUCAGACGAAAAAUGUAAAUGGGUGAAGUCACUUGGCGCUGACGAGUGUUUCAACUCUGCUGAUGAAGACUAUAAAAAAAAACUUACGGAUGUUUUAGGAGAAGAUUACGUUGAUGUUUACUUUGAUAACGUGGGCGGUCAAAUCUUAAGUUUCAUGCUUACAAAGGUGAAGCAAUUUGGCCACGUUGUAGCCUGUGGCUCAAUAUCUGGUUAUAACGAUGGAGAGAAACUUGUCGUGCACAAUUGGGGUCAAAUUAUUACAAACAGACUCACUGUUCGUGGUUUCAUCGUGAUGGAUUUUAGUGAAAAGUUCCCCGAAGCCCUUGGAGUUCUCACAAGAGCUACAUUAGAAAAGAAAAUAUCCAUUUCUGGUGGAGUGAGUGUACUUGACGUAAGCAAGUCAAAUUCACCGUUAAAAGAAGUUCCUGAAAUUUGGGGCCAGCUUUUCAAUGGUAAAAAACCUCACGGAAAACUCAUAACUAAAAUUGCUUAG